ACAGAGCCCAGGGCACAAGCAGCUCCCUGCUAGCGCUCCCUCUCCUCGCACAGCCGCCCGAAACGCCUGCUGAGCCCCAUGGCCUCCCCCGCUCUCUCUACCGCCCCUAGCAAUCCCCGGCUCCUGCGGGUGGCGCUGCUGCUUCUGCUCCUGGUGGCCGCCGGCCGGCGCGCAGCAGGAGCGCCCGUGGCCGCUGAACUGCGCUGCCAGUGCUUGCAGACCCUGCAGGGAAUUCACCCCAAGAACAUCCAAAGUGUGAACGUGAAGGCCCCAGGACCCCACUGCGCUGAAACCGAAGUCAUAGCCACACUCAAGAAUGGGCAGAAAGCUUGUCUUAACCCCGCAUCCCCCAUGGUUAAGAAAAUCAUCGGAAAGAUGCUGAACAAUGGCAAAUCCAACUGACCAGACGGAAGGAGGAAGCUCACUGGUGGCUGUUCCUGGAGGUGGCGCUGCCCUUACAGAAACAGAAGAGGAAACAGAGACACAGCUGCAGAGGAUACCUGGAUUGAGCCUAAUGUGUUUGAGCAUUGCUUAGGAGAAGUCUUCUAUUUAUUUAUUUAUUUAUUUAUUUAUUUGUUUGUUUCUUUUAGAAGAUUCUAUGUUAAUAUUUUACGUGUAAAAUAAGGUUAUGAUUGAAUCUACUUGCACACUCUCCCAUUAUAUUUAUUGUUUAUUUAAUGUCAAACCCAAGUUAGUUCAAUCCUGAUUCAUAUUUAAUUUGAAGGUAGAAGGUUUGCAGAUAUUCUCUAGUCAUUAUGUUAAUAUUUCUGAGUGGAUGACAUAUCACAUGUCAGCCACUGUGAUAGAGGCUGGGGGAUCCAAGAAAAUGGCCAGUGAGAUCAAUGUGAGGGCAGGGGAAUGUAUGUGUAUCUAUUUUUGUAACUGUAAAGAUGAAUGUCAGCUGUUAUUUAUUGAAAUGAUUUCACAGGGUGUGGUCAACAUUUCUCAUGUUGAAGCUUUAAGAACUAAAAGGUUCUAAAUAUCCCUUGGACAUUUUAUGUCUUUCUUGUAAGGCAUACUGCCUUGUUUAAUGUUAAUUAUGCAGUGUUUCCCUCUGUGUUAGAACAGAGAGGUUUUGAUAUUUACUGAUGCUUUCACAAAGAACAAGAAAAUAAAAUAUUUAAAAAUA
Messenger RNA from Piliocolobus tephrosceles (Ugandan red Colobus), 1129 nucleotides. RefSeq names its product growth-regulated alpha protein-like. Gene Ontology annotation, biological process: chemotaxis; immune response; defense response. The coding region runs from base 79 to 402 and encodes 107 amino acids. Gene Ontology annotation, cellular component: extracellular region. The record is from RefSeq and is a predicted model, not a curated record. Gene Ontology annotation, molecular function: chemokine activity. Lineage: Eukaryota; Metazoa; Chordata; Mammalia; Primates; Cercopithecidae. The transcript has 4 exons.